GAGGUCACCGGCUAUCUCGCCAUGUAAGCAGUCUUCCGUUCCGCCAUUUUCUACUUACAAUUGUCGCCAUUCCCACCACCUGUUUGCCUCUUCUUCAACUGCACCUAUCAUCUUGGGUCUUGUCAUCAACCACAACAUCAAACAUCUACGCAUGGACUGAACUGAUAGCUAACGCCACCGUCAACCUCUAGCUGAGUCUCCUAGGCCUCUGAACAAAAUCAAAACGAGCUUCAUCGCGGUCGAGAAAGGCGGAAGAGUCGGGCUUCAACCAGCAGGCAGCAACGACUCCGAGACACCCACACAACGAACUCCAGACGGCCUUGGCGACAUCGCAAGCCCUCUUGUUUCAUCAGAGAAGCCCAAUGCCGUUGACCAGAUUAUGGAAAAAGCACCAGCAGCGGCGAGUCCUGAGGCGAGCCGUAUACCGACCGAGUCUCCAGAAGCGAACCGAAAUGCUCAAAAUCCAACUGACUCUCCUCAAAAACAACAAGCGCAGAAUGUAGAAUCUUCAGGUAGCGCACCGGCAGAACCCAAGAGGUUGGAGAUAGAUGGGGCUACUGGCACGUCUACUACGGACAGUGACUCGAAGUCACCAGAGAAGACGAAGGCACCCAAUGGAGCCGGGGCUGGCAAAGACAAAGAGACAGAUCCCAGCAAGCCGGCGGCUCGGACCGUCCCGAAGACAACAACAAAGUCGAACCUACCACCUCUUUCAACGUCUGCGGCCAACAAGACAGCAGCUAAGCCUGCAAAAUCCCCCAUCACUGCCCAAACGCCCAAGGCGAGAAGCCCUACAACUGCAUCCAGUCAGACUCCGGCCAAGACCGCUACCCCGAAGCCUGCGGCAAAGACCACGAAGUCUCUCGGUUCCUCGCUAAACAAAAAGCCAGCAUCCUUGGCCCCAUCGCCCGUCAUCACCGGGAGCUCUAAGCCCAAGGCCAAGUCACCUACGCGCCCAGUGACUCUCCCAGAACGCCUUACCACUCAUACGGCUGCUUCUGGUUCCAAGCUCGGCAAUGCGCGCGGCCAGUCGCAGACUCGCGAGCGUGGUCUUACCCCGGCUAGCCGCUCCUCUAGCAGAGCGAGAGUGCCAACCGCCACCACGUCGGCUCCCAAGACGGCUACCUCGAACCUUAAGAGACAAAACUCGACCAACAACCGUCCUCGGCCCAGUCUAGGUGUGCCUGUGAAGCAGACUGCGAAGGAUCAUCCGCCAACGAAAAAGGAGAAGGAAGUGGACGAGGGAUUUUUGGCACGCAUGAUGCGUCCAACCGCGGCAUCCGCCUCUAAGACCGCCGAGAAGGUUGUCACGUCUCCACCCAGGAGGUCUUCGGCUACCCCAGGACCUGCCGCGAAGAGAAGUCUCAGCAAGCCACGGACUAAGAAGCCUACUACCAAAUCGGCAGCACCAUCUGCGGCUACGACCCCGAAACAGUCUCGUGCUAGCUCGGUCGCGGCCAAGGUUGAACAGGUUGCCACGGCAGAGGAAGCCGUCGAAGCUGCGAAGGCAACAGACGAAGAGGUGCCACUCCCCACCGUGACUGAGACUCCUCAAGAAGUAGCUCAGCCGGUAGAGGAAGCCACAGAAACCACCCAGGAGGUCUCGGCACCACCCUCGGAGGCGGAGGCUGUCGCUGCUCCUCAAACCCCCACCUCUGACGUCCAUGAUGUUAAGGAAGAGACAUCAGCUCAGGAAACUGAAGCUGCCACCUCGCCCUCUGCCGAAGUUGCUGAUGCCGCCUAUGCUGACAUCCAGGAGAAGGAAGAGGAGAAGUCUGCCAGCACUCCGGAACCUAAGCAUACUUCUGAUUCGUAAACGGAAGCCAGAAAUGGUGGAUAUGAUCGCUUUUUGGCCUGUAGAGUCUUUUAAUCACCUUCUAUUGCUUGUUCGAGACAGUGAAAGAGGUGGAUGCAGUGUUACUGGGUUAGCACGAGUUUCAUGAUACCUUUUGUAGGAAGACCACUCACCCGUUUGUAAGGAGUUGGCGACGCAUGAAGUAUGAAUGCAUAGAGAUAGUCGGUUGCACAGCACCUUGGAGCAGGAUGAAUUGAUUCGUUUUCUUAUCAAUAUUCGUGGUCUUUAGUU
Messenger RNA from Neurospora tetraspora, 2086 nucleotides. RefSeq lists its product as uncharacterized. Lineage: Eukaryota; Fungi; Ascomycota; Sordariomycetes; Sordariales; Sordariaceae. The coding region runs from base 380 to 1816 and encodes 478 amino acids. The record is from RefSeq and is a predicted model, not a curated record. The transcript has a single exon.